Chiloscyllium plagiosum (whitespotted bambooshark) is the source of this 1258-nucleotide messenger RNA. Its product is annotated as urokinase plasminogen activator surface receptor-like. Lineage: Eukaryota; Metazoa; Chordata; Chondrichthyes; Orectolobiformes; Hemiscylliidae. The record is from RefSeq and is a predicted model, not a curated record.
CAGCUCCUGACGUCCAGAGGGAGACAGACAGCAAGAUGAAGAUGCUACUGGCAGCAGUGAUACUCACUGUCUUGAUCACACAAGGUUUCUCACUGACAUGCCACAGCUGUAACAGUCUGAGAGGCAACUGUGCGUUAAACACGACCAUAGACUGUAACAGGACAGUCCAUUCCACUUGCCGGUCAAUUAGUGUCAACACGGUAAUUGGUCCCUCAGACAGCAAUUACCUGAUAAGUGGCUGUGGGGGUUGUUUUGGUCUCGUCACCUUCAACAGCGGACUGGUCUCUCAUUAUGUGCACACGACCUGCUGCAGUUCCAACCUCUGCAAUGACGAUGUUGAACCAGACAUAGAGAACAGCACGCUGAAUGGGUUGGAAUGCUACUCAUGUUAUGCUGUUACGGAGAUCGGGUGUAAUAGCACCAGGGCCAAAGUGAAAUGCAGAGGACAACAGGAUCGCUGCAUCCACACGUCAGGUCACAGCAGAGGACUGGACCCCAGGACGUUCGUGAUGAAAGGCUGUGCUUCCGACUUCCUCUGUCGAAAUCCCGGGGCUCUCGGACUAUUCUCCUAUGAGGCGACAGCGGCUUUCUACUGCUGCAAGGAUGGCCUGUGCAACUUGGAGUCGCGGAACUUCACCCAGACCACCACUCCGGGCCCCAGCACCACGUCCACCGCAAGCCCAACCCAACUGAGCAGCCCCCUCGUCAUGGCUGUCCUCCUGGUCUUCCUCAGACAGGUGCUCUGAAGCACAGUGUCUCAGUCUUCACCCUCUCGUCGAUUGGCUGCAGGAGCCCCUGGGUGGAACGAGGGGCAUCUUCAGAGGAAGAGUCAUUCCCAACAUGCUCUGUGUGGUCAAACCUUCUCAUCUACAGAUUUACAAACCCCCCUCAAUCUCCUGCUGGGAGACCUUCCUCAGCUCAUUCCCUCCCAUCCCUGGUUGUACAGUAGCUAUUCUCGUAUGGUAUUUGCUCAGUGGUGGUUGUAUUCCUGUAAUGUUUGAUCCCAGCAUGAGCAAGAGGCCAUUCAGCCAAUUAUAUCUGUGACAGGUGUCUUCUAGAUCAAUACCACCUUAAUCCUACUGCCCCAUUCUCUCCUCAUAGCUCUAUUGAUCCCCAAACUAAUCCCACAGCCCGACUCUCUCCCCAUAGACCUGUAUCAACCCCCAAACUAAUUCCACUGCCCCACUCUCCCCAUAGCCCUUUAUCAAUCCCCAAACUAAUUCCACUGCCUCGCUUUCUCCCCAUAGCCCUGUAUCAA